CCAGGCUCCCGUCAAUUGCAGGACAGCACAGCACAGGACAGCAUAGCACAGGACAGGACACAUGGCAUGACCUUAUCCCAUUCAUAUAUAACCUGUCAUCUUCUCUAAGAAAAACACUGAAUCUUACCCUCGGUUUAUAUUUUGAGCAAAUCCUUUCGUGGUCUUGAUACAAUAUGGCGCCGACCCCGUUGGACCGAGCGUUGAACUCCAAGAACCUCCUAUUAGGCUUCGCGGGAAUGGUCACGGCCGCGACCGCAUGGGCGAUAUGGGGCAACGAGAUAUUGCCGGCCGAGCCUGAACCGACGGGAGACCCGGAAACCUGGACGGCGGACGAGAUGCGCAGAUGGCUUCGUGUUAGAGGGCUCCUCCCGAGCGAGACAGCCACAAGGACAGAGCUUCUAGAGCGAGUUAGGGCCAACCUACGUCCGCCACCGAGGCAAACGUCUUCACCUGGAUCAUCGUCCGGAAGUAAAUAGUCGACAGCGUUUUUUCCUAGUCUCAGUUGUUUCCUUUUUUUUUUUCUCUGUUUAUAACCCGGUGGCUAGCGUAUUAUCUUUGGCUUCUGUGCGGUGUGCCAUC
This is a messenger RNA of Penicilliopsis zonata CBS 506.65, 579 nucleotides long. RefSeq lists its product as hypothetical. Lineage: Eukaryota; Fungi; Ascomycota; Eurotiomycetes; Eurotiales; Aspergillaceae. The record is from RefSeq and is a predicted model, not a curated record. The coding region runs from base 174 to 476 and encodes 100 amino acids. The transcript has 5 exons.